AUGCGAAUAGAGGCUCAUCAGGUUUUUAAUGUGAGCAUUCAAUUAUGCGAAUUCUUCAACGUCGACUUGUCGGAUAGGGGUUAUUACCAGAAACCGUUCAUUCACGAAUUUCAGAUACGCUUAAAACCUAAGAAAACUGCGGAAAUUGGAUCUGUAGAUAUUUCUCAUGACGUUGAAGCAGAUAGAGAAUCCGGCCCGCGAGCGUCCAACAAUAUUCUUCUAGCACAUGUCUAUCAAGGUUCAGCAGUUAGUAAAACGAUCGAAGUGACUUACCAGCAUGAAAAGUUCGAUUUGGAUGAUUGGUUUCAUAUCUCGAUUCAAUUUAACUCCACUCUCAAUUUAUGUGAGCCACAAAAAUUAGAGAUCGAGGUGGAAUUAUUAUACAUGGAUCGGUACCACCCGCCUCAAUACGAAUCAUUCAUGAAAAUCACAAAACGGUUAAUUGAAAUUCCUCUCGAUCCAACUCGUUUGGUUGCUGCUGCACGAUCCUUGUAUUUCGACAGUAGCUACCUUUCGGCCAUCACUAUGUGUGUGUACAGUAGUCUUGUCAUGGUUGCAACCAGACAGAGAAGAGCCAAUGCUGCAGAAUCGUUAUUACAGGCGCCUUCUAUCAAAAGUACCAAAUUGCGAAGAGUCUACAAUUCAUCUGCUCACGCAUUACUAUUCGCAACUAGAUCGAUUCAGCAAUUCAUCGUUCGAAAUGCCGAACUUAUCAAUGCUUCUCUUUCAGUUGUCAUUCUCGAUGUCCAAAACGAAAUGAAGGCGGCUCUUUUGCGUUUUGACAAUUCGGAAAAUCCGUCCAACUGUGUGGAGAAUGAUAUUUCUGAGUGGAGCACUAAAAUCACAUUGAUUUAUCAGCAGAUGCUCAAUCUUUUCCGAAAAUCAACAGAUCUUCAUCAACAACUGCUUCUCGUGUUUGAUAAACAGCGCCGCGCGGUUUUCCGUGAAGCGUUUUGGGUAACUGAACGACCCAUUGAUAAGUGCUGUAUCAGAACGCCAGUAGCAGUUUUGGAGCACUAUAAAUCAAUUAUCAAGGUAGACUAUCUGAAGAAGUUGCCACGAUGCACAAUUUUCUGCGAAGAAACCGAUUGUCCCGGAGAGUAUUGUCCGAUUAUAUUCGAAGAUGUUUUCUCCAGGAAUCCAGAUAUUACGCGACUGAUGACCACUGGUGUUCAAGAGAUGGGCAUCCCGAAUAGUGCUUCUUUGCCAGCUGUCAAAACACAAGAUAAGCAUAAGUCGUUCCGUCAAAAGAUUCGAAACGAGACGAGAAAACUCAUACAUCCUCGCCGAAAGAGUCUUGACUGCUCACAGUCAUUAUCCAGGAAAGUGGAUUCUUCACGAAGUCGAACGAAAACAUUGGCGGAGACCAUUGCUUCAGAUGGUGGGGGACUUUUACUUAAAACACCCACUGAUCAAAGUCCCAUGAGCAGCGCUCGUGUUCCAUUAGCAUCCGAAGAGUCAGCAAGUUGCCGUAGCGAACCUAUUGGUACUUUUCCAAUUUCUCCAUCAUCUUCCUCCGAGUUUGGACGAUGUUCGGCGGCAGGUGAACUGGAAUCUCCAAAGGAUACUGUACCAUUGAUUUCCAAAGAGAGCGUCUCUUCAGAGGAGGUUGCUAACGCCUUGCGGACAUCCGUUUCAGCAGAUGAGGUGCUUGCGUACUCCGCUGCUAUUCCAGGGACAUCACAAACUGGGAUUUUGUCUCAAACAGACGAUAAACUAACCGAAGAACAUCCGAAAGACGUCAUGGCAGCAUUCGAAUUACUGAGAGAGCGAGAAGCUGCGAAAAAGAUGUUGAGAGAUCAGGCACAUUACGAAGGACAUCUCUAUAGUGAACAAACUUCAAAGCCAGUGUUCGGUCCAGUUUUCACCCCCAUAAAAUCGUCUCUGGUGAUUGGAGAUGCGGUGCUUCGUUCAGCUACGAAAACUCAUCUAGUAGUUUUUGUACAUGGCUUAGAAGGAUCUCAUGAAGAUUUAGUUCCAUUCCGUUGUGGUCUCGAUCAAGCUAUAAGUGCAUAUUAUCACUCUAUUCAAACGGAUGGUGAUGAUUUUGAGGAAGAACCGUGGUCAUUUGAAUACCUUAUGAGCAGUGCAAACAGAAGUCAAACGUGGGCCGAUAUCACUACGAUGGCUCAUAAUCUUCUCUCCGAAGUCCGAGAGCAUGUCGAGGAAGCCCGUUGUGAUAUUCAAAGAAUCAGCUUCAUGGCGCAUUCACUGGGUGGUGUGAUCGUUCGAAGUGCGAUUGGAUUGGCACCAGAAGUAGAAAUGCAAUGGAUGGUCGACAGAUGUUAUACUCUGAUGACAAUCAACUCACCACACCUUGGACUUGCUUAUGUUCCGAAACAUAUUCAUUGGGGUGUGCAAAUUGUCAAAUGGUGGAAAAAGUCUCGAUCAAUGGAGCAAUUGUCGUUCAGAGACUCUGUUGAUUUCGCAUCUUCAUUCGUCUACAGAACUUCCCUGAACAGUGCAUGUGGAAAAUUCAAAAACAUUUUGCUAGUUGGAACUCCUCAUGAUCAACUCGUUCCAUAUAUGUCCUCUUUGCUAGUUCCAUCGAAAGCAUCAUCUGAAGAUCAAUCUCAAUUCGGAGAAGCAUAUCGGUUAUAUUUAUUAGAAUGCACUUACAAAAGAUGUUGUUCUAAUUUCAGAGAAAUGAUGUCUGCAUGCCUAAAUUCGAUCCGAGACAGUGAAAAAAGCGAAAAUCUUGUUCGGUACACGACAUUUCAUCAGCUGGGGUCUACCAACACACAGAAACUCACUGGAAGAGCUGCUCAUGUUAUCGCCUUGGAAGAUUCUGUUUUCAUCGAGAAACUUUUCAACAUCUCUGCAGUCAAGUAUUUUGUAUAA
Messenger RNA from Caenorhabditis briggsae, 2841 nucleotides. The record is from RefSeq and is a predicted model, not a curated record. NCBI's taxonomy places the organism in Eukaryota, Metazoa, Nematoda, Chromadorea, Rhabditida, Rhabditidae. The transcript has 18 exons. The coding region runs from base 1 to 2841 and encodes 946 amino acids.